GUAUAACAGUAAGGCACGUGACCGGCUAGAUUAAAAAAGCGAUCGAUCUGCUCGGAAUAGUUUCGUCCUUGCAGUGUGUCUGUGCUAGGUCAACCAUCGAGAAUGGCAUACACCGUCCCUAAAGACCAUAGAGAACCACCAAGUUCACAACAGCAAGCAGAGAUUGAAAGACACACUCGUUUUACCGAAACGCAAGCGGGUGCAUUGCUGUGCCACAGCUAUGAUCGGCAACAAUACUGCAGGACGUACCAAAGCGAGGCCGACCUGGACAUUAUACGACGUUACUUGAAGCGGAAUCUUUGUUCACCCUAUCCAGACGUCACACUUCGGUAUUUCGUACAGAAUUGGCCGGAACUAUGCAUCAUAUGUUUUACCGAUACGCACAUUCCAAUUGGACUGAUUAUUGGAUUGCAAACGGAGCCGCAUGUGGGCAGGGUGGCCGUUUUUGCUGUGGAGAAUCGUGUGGAGAAGGAACUCGUCUGUAAGUGUGAAUAUAGUGGUGUGAUGCCACGGGAUAACUGCAUUUUGUUUCACAGACCAACAACUGCUGGAAUUGGAAGUGAAGAAGAUGCGCGAAAUCGGAAUACGCAAGGUCGUAAUUAAACCAUCAGAAGAGACCAAUGGAAAGAAACUUCGGCGGUAUUUGGGAAGCGCACCAUUGAGAUAUGUAAACUCGAACGGAGAAUUUCAGUUCUAUAUCUGAGGAAGUUAGCCGACUCCGAGAUAGUCAAGAGACUGACUACAUUUCAUUCAGACGACAGAUUUAGUCUAAAUAAAAAUUUACUUAAGUA
Molecule: messenger RNA, 791 nt
Organism: Dicrocoelium dendriticum
Lineage: Eukaryota; Metazoa; Platyhelminthes; Trematoda; Plagiorchiida; Dicrocoeliidae
Source: the annotation of a GenBank genome assembly